Molecule: messenger RNA, 897 nt
Organism: Capsella rubella
Lineage: Eukaryota; Viridiplantae; Streptophyta; Magnoliopsida; Brassicales; Brassicaceae
Product: mediator of RNA polymerase II transcription subunit 20a
Exons: 3
Coding region: 54-713 (219 amino acids)
Biological process (GO): regulation of transcription by RNA polymerase II
Cellular component (GO): mediator complex
Molecular function (GO): transcription coactivator activity
Source: RefSeq, a predicted model, not a curated record
UUUAUUAUUGUUGGGUCAGUGUGAAAUUGUUUUGUCUUCCUCCUUCAACAACCAUGCCUAUCAAAUGGGUUUUGCAUUGGCAACCAAACCAAGGUUCAACAGUGAGCAGCCAGAUCCUAAACGAAGCUUCGGAAUGCGUUGAGAGCAUCAAUGGUGUCAAAGAAGGGAGAUGGAAAGCUACUCUCAACUACUACAAACCCAUUUUGAAAGACGAGGCGAAUCAAUCUGAGUUCCCUCGUGAUUUCCUUGGGAUCUCGCUCGCGGAUGAGCCGGACAAGUACUACUUUAUCAUCAAGUCGCAAAGGAUUGUGGUUGAGGCUGAUACUAACAUUCUAUCAAUCAUGGAGAAGCUUCAGUCUUACAAAUCCAAAGUUGCGCUUUACUUUGAAGGGUUUCAGUAUCAGCUUGGUGAUUUUCGUUUCAGGAUUGGAAAAGUUGUUCCUACUCAUUCUGAGAAUGUGAGAGGAAUCGUCAUGGAGGUGGAUUAUCUUCCUAUAUCAUCAAUCAAAACGGCAAACAAACUGAUGGAGGAGUUCAUGGAGAUAUGGCAUGAAGCUCUGGCUAAAAGGUCAUUGCCGGGAAAGUUUGUGAACAUCGAUAUCAACUUUGAGGAGUAUGGACUUGGAGACAUCUACACUCCACAACACACCGCUGUUCACUAUGCUCUCGUGAUGGCUGACAUGAUUGCUACUGUUCAAGCUGCGAGAGGCUAAACAGCUCAGGUUUCGUAUCUUCGGUAAAAAUACUGCGUUUCGCAGUAUUAGUCAUUUUAUUUACAAGAAACAUUUGAGAAAAUAAAGACUUUGAAAAGAGUUGAGAGACUAUGUUUUAAACUACAGAAAACAAUUUGAGUUUGUGGCAGAUUUGUUAUUUGAAUUUCAGUGUUUUGGUUUGCUU